AUGCACAUCCGUUGGUUGACAAGUGAAUUGGUGCUGGAAUUCCCCCAUGGCAACCAUGAAGAACUCGACGGCCUAGAACUGCUUGGUGUGAUUCGCUCAGUCAGCACGACGUAUAGACCCGAAAAGCAAAUCGCCCAAUCUACUGGUCAUCCUGUCCUCAGUAUGCGGAGACCUGGCUGGGAGGGGCAGGGGUCAAAAGGAAUAAUUGUCUUCACCGGUACAUGGCUGGCAGUGAAACAGGCCCAGGGCCCACCCACCCGGCGACCCCUUCUUGCCUCGGUCUGGCCGAUGCAGACAUGCGUGAAGGAGAUGGGGGAAAAGCGAAGUCCCGUCUGUCCACCAAAGCCAAUGUUCACGGGGUGGCUGAACUCUGCUGUUGCUUUUUCCGGACUCGCUGAGCCUCAGGCUAGCGUCGUACACUCUUCUGCAUUUGAUAAAGUAUAUCGUUCCUAUUUUCCUCUGCUCGUCAAGCAACCACUCAAAGUUGCCUUCUUUCGCUCGCGACUAGAGCCCCUCUGA
Protopolystoma xenopodis is the source of this 519-nucleotide messenger RNA. The record is from the annotation of a GenBank genome assembly. NCBI's taxonomy places the organism in Eukaryota, Metazoa, Platyhelminthes, Monogenea, Polystomatidea, Polystomatidae.